GAGGUAUCCACCUAGAUCAAUCAGCCAAAAAUGUCUCGUCUUACUGAGUACCAAGUUAUUGGUCGUCGUCUCCCAACUGAGUCCGUUCCAGAGCCAAAGUUGUUCCGUAUGAGAAUCUUUGCUCCAAACGUUGUCGUUGCCAAGUCCCGUUACUGGUACUUCCUCCAAAAAUUGCACAAGGUCAAGAGAGCUUCUGGUGAGAUUGUCUCUGUCAACGUUAUCUCUGAGGCCCACCCAACCAAGGUUAAGAACUUUGGUAUCUGGAUCCGUUACGACUCCAGAUCUGGUACCCACAACUUGUACAAGGAGUUCAGAGACGUCACCAGAGUUGGUGCCGUUGAGACCAUGUACCAAGAUUUGGCCGCUCGUCACAGAGCCAGAUUUAGAUCUAUCCACAUCUUGAAGGUUGUUGAGCUUGAAAAGACCGAGGAUGUCAAGCGUCAAUACGUCAAGCAAUUCUUGACCAAGGACUUGAAGUUCCCAUUGCCACACCGUGUCACCAAGACCAAGGCCAUCUUUGCUCCAAAGAGACCAACCACUUUCUACUAAAUGGAGUGAAAAGUGUUGAAGAGGUGUUGUAUAGGGGAUUGUUGUGUUUUUAAUUUUACAUCGGUUCUGGAUUUACAAGAGAAUGUAUAAUGAAAAU
This is a messenger RNA of Williopsis jadinii, 646 nucleotides long. It is a transcript of the gene RPL20B, whose product is annotated as 60S ribosomal protein eL20. Gene Ontology annotation, biological process: translation. Gene Ontology annotation, molecular function: structural constituent of ribosome. The transcript is spliced from 2 exons. The record is from RefSeq and is a predicted model, not a curated record. Lineage: Eukaryota; Fungi; Ascomycota; Saccharomycetes; Phaffomycetales; Wickerhamomycetaceae. Gene Ontology annotation, cellular component: ribosome; cytosolic large ribosomal subunit. Bases 31 to 549 code for a protein of 172 amino acids.